AUGUCCAAGCCGGUGGACCACGUCAAGCGGCCCAUGAAUGCCUUCAUGGUCUGGUCGCGGGCUCAGCGGCGCAAGAUGGCCCAGGAGAACCCCAAGAUGCACAACUCGGAGAUCAGCAAGCGCCUGGGCGCCGAGUGGAAGCUGCUCACCGAAUCGGAGAAGCGGCCGUUCAUCGACGAGGCGAAGCGCCUGCGCGCCAUGCACAUGAAGGAGCACCCAGACUACAAGUACCGGCCGAGGCGCAAGCCCAAGACGCUGCUCAAGAAGGACAAGUUCGCCUUCCCUGUGCCCUACGGCCUGGGCGGCGUGACCGACGCCGAGCACCCGGCACUCAAGGCGGGCGCCGGGCUGCACGCGGGCGCGGGUGGCGGCCUGGUGCCCGAGUCGCUGCUCGCCAACCCCGAGAAGGCGGCCGCCGCCGCCGCCGCGGCUGCCGCCCGCGUCUUCUUCCCGCAGUCGGCCGCCGCCGCCGCAGCCGCCGCCGCCGCCGCCGCCGCCGGUAGCCCCUACUCGCUGCUCGACCUGGGCUCCAAGAUGGCAGAGAUCUCGUCCUCCUCGUCCGGCCUCCCGUACGCGUCGUCGCUGGGCUACCCCACCGCGGGCGCGGGCGCCUUCCACGGCGCAGCGGCGGCGGCUGCAGCGGCGGCCGCGGCCGCCGGGGGGCACACGCACUCGCACCCCAGCCCGGGCAACCCGGGCUAUAUGAUCCCGUGCAACUGCAGCGCGUGGCCCAGCCCCGGGUUGCAGCCGCCGCUCGCCUACAUCCUACUGCCCGGCAUGGGCAAGCCUCAGCUGGACCCCUACCCCGCGGCCUACGCCGCCGCGCUAUGA
Eubalaena glacialis (North Atlantic right whale) is the source of this 831-nucleotide messenger RNA. RefSeq names its product SRY-box transcription factor 21 (gene SOX21). Gene Ontology annotation, molecular function: RNA polymerase II cis-regulatory region sequence-specific DNA binding; DNA-binding transcription factor activity, RNA polymerase II-specific. Gene Ontology annotation, biological process: regulation of DNA-templated transcription; cell differentiation; anatomical structure morphogenesis. NCBI's taxonomy places the organism in Eukaryota, Metazoa, Chordata, Mammalia, Artiodactyla, Balaenidae. The coding region runs from base 1 to 831 and encodes 276 amino acids. The record is from RefSeq and is a predicted model, not a curated record. The transcript has a single exon.